AUGGAAGAAUCGAGUUUUAUUUUCAAUGAAACUGCUGAUAAUAGUAUCGUUGAUGAUUUGCAAUUAGGAGAAAAUUUAGUGAAUACGCAUUUAUCAACUCGACGAAUCAAACAUAUUUGUGUUGUCGAUACUGCUGGAAAUAAUCGUGAAAUUCUCAAUUUGCUUCAGUUGAAUGGAGCUAAUAAAAUGACACUGAAUCAUCUUAUUCAUACCAAAGUACAGAAAAAUUAUGGACAUAAUGGAAACUAUGGAAAGGACCACUUUGGAAUCGAUGUGAUGAAAAAUAUAGGUGACAUCAAAUGCUUAAACGAUCCUAACGUCGUUUACCUAUGUGAUGAUUUUAUUAACUCGACAAAUUUUAAAUAUCUUCAAUCUUGUGGGAAAUUCAUUAUUGGUCCAGCAAUUGUGAGAUCUCGAGCUCUCCAAUCUAAACCAUUAUAUAUUCCACGUCCCAAUCGGCCGCUAUAUUCAGACAGUAUGGUAGGUGUUCGAAUCUCCUUAUCUGGUUUAUCAACUCGACAAUGUCGAGAUAUUGUUGAUCUCGUUCAUUAUAUGGGUGGUAGUGCGCGAAAAAAGUUCUCCGCUUCUACAACACAUCUUAUUACAGAAGCAGCAAUUGGAAAAGCAUAUAGGAUGGCGAUAUCAAUGGGGUGUAUUGUGGUGCACACGCAGUGGAUGUAUGCCGCAUGGGCGGUUAGAGAUGAUAUAACCGUUAGAGUAACUAACAAAGAAUUCGUAAAUAAAUUUUUAAUCGAACCAUUCUGUGGAUUGACUUUAUAUUUUAUUGCAUUUCCUGAUGAUGAAUUAAAAGAUAUGCAAAUGAAGACUUUAGAAAAUAACGGCAAAUUGGCUCAAAGCCUUCAAGAAGCAACUCAUAUUGUUAUAUCUAAUUCACCAGAUGCUAACAUAGAAGGCAUGGAUAAACAAAAUAUUGUAUCAGCAGAGUGGUUUUGGUUAUCUAUUCAACUUGGUUGUUGUGCAAAUGAGGAGAUUUACCAGUGGAGGGGUGCUCAUUAUUUCAGCAAGAAAAAAUCGCUCUUAUCGCCACAUAAAAUUGAACAAAACAAGAGCAUUCGAGAGCCUACGCGUUCUAAUUCGAAAUCUUCAAUGGAUAACCCUGAAAACAGUAAUUCCUCAGCUUUGCCGGAUUAUUCGGAACAAUUUUUGUCUUCUGAGGAUUUGAAUGGCUCAUCAAUUUCAUCGCGAAAAUUUGAUAAACGUCACGCUGUAUGUAAGGAAAUGCUUGAGACGGAAGAAAAUUAUUUGAAGGCUUUGAAAAUUGUUAUACAGCUUUUUAAAGAACCGCUUGAAAUGCAACUAAGUAAUCCUGAAUUGGCUCUUUUAUCGAAAACUGAAAUAUCUCAAAUUUUUUCAAAAAUCCCAGCCCUUAUCGAAGUGCAUGAAAAAAUUCAUAAUGAUUUGCGAACUUAUGUUAUGCAUUGGGCGAAUGAUCGAUUAAUUGGAAAAGUUUGGUUGGAUUAUGCAGCUCAUUUAGAGCCGGUUUAUAAGGCAUUUGUUACCAAUUAUGAUGUGGCUGUAAAUACUUUAGAUUUAUGCGAUAAAAGGCCGAAAUUUCAUGCAUUUUUAAAGGCAGCUGAAAGCCGCCCGGAAUGUCAAAGGAAUCAUAUCGCUGAUUUACUUGUGAGGCCUAUUCAAAGAUUGCCAUCUGUUUUACUUUUAAUGAAAGCUCUUCUCAAAAGGACUGAUCGUAACAACCCUGAUCAUCAUUAUUUGGUUAAAGCGAUGAAAGCGAUAGAGCAAAUUUUGGCAUCAGCCAAUGAAUCACGACGACAAAACGAUUUCUAUACAGAAAUCUUAGGAUUAUCCAGUGUUAUUGACGGAUUUCCUGUAAAAAUAGAUGUAAAUGUAAGAGAUAUUUUUUUUCGCCAAAUUGGCAAUUGUUAUCUUGUUUUCUAUUUAUUUUUCGAAAAUUGUUCUGUUUUUAUUCUUCAGGCUGAAAUUCUUUCGAGUGCACGAGCAUUAACAGGCGAAUUAACUGUAAUUUCGCUUGGUGGAGAAGACGAAUGGUCGAAAACAAGAGGCAAAAAAAUGAUUAUAUUUCUUUUUAAUGAUGUAAUUGAAAUUGCUAAGGUUCGUAGAAAUGGAAAUGAAAAUGAAUAUCCGUUAGCCAUUUCUUCUGCAGGAUAUCUUUCUCGACAGUUUUCAUUCUCGACCUUACGUCAGUCAAAAAAAAGGUUCAAACAUUAUCAACAGUAUGUGCUUACUUCGAUAAGGCAAAUUGAUACAAUUUUAUAUGAUGAAAUUCCUGGAUUGUUUGUUAUUUCAUUUCGGGUGAGCCAAUGUGAGAAUUUUUGGGUGGCACAAUCCUUGGAAAGUCGAAGUGGUGAAACUAGAAAAUUUUUACAAGAUCUAGCGAAACAAAUUUUUUAUUUAUGUGGACGAAAUACAAUUGUUGAAGAAACUCGCUUCGACCACGAUGCUAUGGCAUUGGGUGAUAGUGAUAAAGUGGCGAUGAUCGGCAAAGCUUUGCAAUUCGCAAGCCAUCGAAAGCCAUCUGUAUCGGUAAAUUUCGUUCGACCUCAAGGCACUUUUAGACGAGCAAUGUCAAGUAUGCAGAUUGGACUUUCAAAUACUCUAUCCCGGCUUCAUUCCCGUUCGAAUCUCUCGUCUAUAAAUGAAAAUUCCACACAAAAUAAACAUAAUCUUUCCAUUCAUACAUCACGUGGCCUUAGACAAAUACUUUCUUCAUCAACCUUUUUCCCACUUCGACUUAAGCGUAACGAUUCAGUUUUACAUCAUUAA
This is a messenger RNA of Dracunculus medinensis (Guinea worm), 2763 nucleotides long. Lineage: Eukaryota; Metazoa; Nematoda; Chromadorea; Rhabditida; Dracunculidae. The record is from the annotation of a GenBank genome assembly.